CCCUCGCAGCCUUUAGUCCAGCUCUCAUCCAUCUGUUUGGCAGCAGUCCAUUUCCCCCUGUCCUCCUCCGACUUUUUCUGUAGGACCGGCGGGCAUGCUGGGAGUUGUGGUCCCUCCAACUGUGCCCUUGAUCAAAUGCUAACCCUCUUAGCACGUGACGUAUGUUACCUCGGACCGAAUCGAAAACUAUUCUGAAAAAACUGCCUUUUACUUUAGCAAAGUUUUUUUUUUUUUUUUAAGGAUAUUCUAUAGUUUAGUCACUGAAACUUGGGAACUUCACUGGACAACGUAAUUGACAAAUUUCAAACAAAAGUGUGCAUUAUUGUACAUUGCAUAUCAUUUUCAGGUCUGAAAAGGCAUUGAGACCAUCAUGGGACACUAAAAGUCUCAGCCGAAAACCAAACCAAUGUUUUUAUCCCCCGGUUUUGCUGCUGUGCGAGGCAGCGAAAGCCACCACCUGCUCGGUUUAAUGCGCUGGUAUUUUUAAACCGAGGCAUUAAUAAACAAAAAACAGUCCCGCAACGAUAUAUUAUUCACUAAAAACGCACCAAAAAUACGCCGGCAGGCGAUACAAUCUGUUUCCCGCUGCGAUCCCCGGGGGGGAAGCUGCCGUAGAGAUGGAUGGCAGCGACUAUAAAGGCCGGCGCUGGCGGAUGACUGGUAAGCGCGUCGUCUCCGGGCGGACGCGCGGGGAUGUGUUGGGACCGCUGAGGUGUGCCGCCGUGGAGCUGUUGAGUCCUGAACCGCAGAGAUCAGCCCGGGCGUUGGAGAUGUUCCUGAAGUCCCUGUUGACCAAAGCCUGUCUGAUAACUCAGUCGAAGCUCAGCACGGUCGUGUCUGUAGCCCACAUGAAGCAGUGCAUAGAGUCCGAGAAGCUCUUCCACUUCUUGAGAGACCUGGCGGAGCGAGCGACAUCUACGGCGGCCCUGAAGGACAGCAGAGGCAUGAGACCAGACGUCAUGAAAUAUCCGUUAAAAAAGCGCCUGACGUGGGUGAAAUGGCGCCGCGAAGGAGCCUCGACUCACUUGACAACGACUCAAGCUCCAGCGAGUCGGAGCUCUACAUCUGCUUAUGACUGUGAGUGCACAGCCAGAGGAAACUGCUGUGACCAUAGCAGUCGUUUCAUCCUGUCUUUUUUUUUUUUUUUCUUUAAAAGUUUCUUUAUUUUAGCUUUCCUGUUUCUGGGCACCAUGUUAGGAAAAAAAACGGUGAUAUUCACCUUUACAAGGUAAAAGCAGGCGUCAAUAUAAAAGUUGUUUUGGGAAGAAAUAAAUUUAAGUUAUGUGCUAUGUUUGCUAAAAUUAUGUUUGUGGAAAAAUCUUUCUUGGAAAAAAAAAGGGGCUUUUUGUUAUUAGGCCAUUUGUCUUUUUGUUUUUUUAGGACAUGAAAGUUAUCAAUUUAAAUUGUGCAAUAUGAAGUUCAAAACUUUUUGGUUGAUCGGGAAAUUUUUGUAUUACUUUGUGCAGCACAUUUAACAGCUUUUGUAUUGCAGCUGAACUGAUGAUGUUACUACUUAGAUCACAGGAUAUUUAGUUUGUUUUUUUUGCACAUAUUCCAUUUAGAAUUGAACAAUGUUGCGUAUUGAAUUGUUUUCCAGCGAGAAAUGAUCUGAAAAUGUGACCUGCAGUGAUCUUUAAAACCAAACCAAGUGCUUACUUUGCUGAGUAGUGGCCUUUGUGGUUUCUAUGUUGAGCGUUCAAUUUUUAAAGCACCUGUAAGUUUAUGUUUUAAAGGCAGAAAACAUUUGUAUAUGAAAUGUGAAAAUAAACAAU
Xiphias gladius (swordfish) is the source of this 1772-nucleotide messenger RNA. RefSeq names its product dr1-associated corepressor. The transcript has 4 exons. Gene Ontology annotation, biological process: transcription by RNA polymerase II; negative regulation of transcription by RNA polymerase II; positive regulation of transcription by RNA polymerase II. The record is from RefSeq and is a predicted model, not a curated record. The coding region runs from base 618 to 1232 and encodes 204 amino acids. Gene Ontology annotation, cellular component: nucleus; negative cofactor 2 complex. NCBI's taxonomy places the organism in Eukaryota, Metazoa, Chordata, Actinopteri, Istiophoriformes, Xiphiidae. Gene Ontology annotation, molecular function: transcription coactivator activity; core promoter sequence-specific DNA binding; RNA polymerase II general transcription initiation factor activity.